Messenger RNA from Odobenus rosmarus divergens (Pacific walrus), 5401 nucleotides. It is a transcript of the gene PDE5A, whose product is annotated as phosphodiesterase 5A, cGMP-specific. Gene Ontology annotation, molecular function: protein binding; 3',5'-cyclic-GMP phosphodiesterase activity. Gene Ontology annotation, biological process: signal transduction. The record is from RefSeq and is a predicted model, not a curated record. The transcript has 21 exons. NCBI's taxonomy places the organism in Eukaryota, Metazoa, Chordata, Mammalia, Carnivora, Odobenidae. Bases 291 to 2888 code for a protein of 865 amino acids.
GGAAUCUGGGGACCCGACAGACUGCGAGACCCAGUCUCCGCCCGACCCCAGGGAGGACGCGCGGCUGCUGCGCCUGCCCCACCCGCCACACCUGGGAGCGGUGAGCACCAGGAGAGGCGGGGCGCGGCAAGAGGCUGGCGGGUUGCCGGAGCAGCUUCGCCGAAAGCCAGCCGGACUGGAGCAAGGCGGAGGGGGAGGGUCUCGGGGCAGAGUCGGGCUCCUCCGAGGGAGAGACCCCAGCUGGGGUGGAAAACGGCACAAACCAGCUGCACAGACGCUGGGCGCGGAUCAUGGAGCGGGCCAGCCCCGGCUCCGGGGGGUCGCAGCUGCAGGGGUACCAGAAUUCCGUGGAAGCGUGGCUGGAUGAUCACUGGGACUUUACCUUCUCUUACUUUGUUAGGAAAGCCACCAGAGAAAUGGUCAAUGCCUGGUUCGCUGAGAGAGUCCACACCAUUCCUGUGUGCAAGGAAGGCAUCAGAGGCCACACGGAAUCUUGCUCUUGCCCCUCGCAGCAGAGUCCUCGUGCAGAUAGCAGUGCACCUGGAACACCAACCAGGAAAAUCUCUGCCUCCGAAUUUGACCGGCCUCUUAGACCCAUUGUUGUCAAGGAUUCUGAGGGCACUGUGAGCUUCCUCGCUGACUCAGAAAAGAGGGAACAGAUGCCUCUAACCCCCCGAAGGUUUGAUAAUGAUGAAGGGGACCAGUGCUCAAGACUCUUGGAAUUAGUGAAAGAUAUUUCUAGUCAUUUGGAUGUCACAGCCUUAUGUCACAAAAUUUUCUUGCAUAUUCAUGGACUUAUCUCUGCCGAUCGCUAUUCGCUGUUUCUGGUCUGUGAGGACAGCUCCAAUGACAAGUUUCUUAUCAGCCGCCUGUUUGAUGUUGCAGAAGGUUCAACGCUGGAAGAAGCUUCAAAUAACUGUAUCCGCUUAGAAUGGAACAAAGGCAUUGUGGGACAUGUGGCAGCACUUGGUGAGCCCUUGAACAUCAAAGAUGCUUAUGAGGAUCCUCGGUUCAAUGCAGAAGUUGACCAAAUUACAGGCUACAGGACACAGAGUAUUCUUUGUAUGCCAAUUAAGAAUCAUAGGGAAGAGGUUGUUGGUGUAGCCCAGGCCAUCAACAAGAAAUCGGGAAAUGGUGGGACAUUUACUGAAAAAGAUGAAAAGGACUUUGCUGCUUAUUUGGCAUUUUGUGGUAUUGUUCUUCAUAAUGCUCAACUCUAUGAGACUUCACUGCUGGAGAACAAGAGAAAUCAGGUGCUGCUUGACCUUGCUAGCUUAAUAUUUGAAGAACAACAAUCAUUAGAAGUAAUUCUAAAGAAAAUAGCUGCCACUAUUAUCUCUUUCAUGCAGGUGCAGAAAUGCACCAUUUUCAUAGUGGAUGAAGAUUGCUCCGAUUCUUUUUCUAGUGUGUUUCACAUGGAGUGUGAGGAAUUAGAAAAAUCAUCAGAUACUUUAACAAGGGAACGUGAUGCAAACAGAAUCAAUUACAUGUAUGCUCAGUAUGUCAAAAAUACUAUGGAACCACUUAAUAUCCCAGAUGUCAGUAAGGACAAAAGAUUUCCCUGGACAAAUGAAAACACAGGAAAUGUAAACCAGCAAUGCAUUAGAAGUUUGCUUUGUACGCCUAUAAAAAAUGGAAAGAAGAAUAAAGUGAUAGGGGUUUGCCAACUUGUUAAUAAGAUGGAGGAGAAUACUGGCAAGGUUAAGCCUUUCAACCGAAAUGAUGAACAGUUUCUGGAGGCUUUUGUCAUCUUUUGUGGCUUGGGGAUCCAGAACACACAGAUGUAUGAAGCGGUGGAGAGAGCCAUGGCCAAGCAAAUGGUCACACUGGAGGUUCUGUCAUAUCACGCUUCAGCAGCAGAAGAAGAAACAAGAGAGCUCCAAUCCUUAGCGGCUGCUGUGGUACCAUCUGCUCAGACGCUUAAAAUUACUGACUUCAGCUUCAGUGACUUUGAGCUGUCUGACCUAGAAACGGCACUGUGCACAAUUCGGAUGUUCACUGACCUCAACCUUGUGCAGAACUUCCAGAUGAAACAUGAGGUUCUUUGCAGGUGGAUUUUAAGUGUUAAGAAGAAUUAUCGGAAGAAUGUUGCUUAUCAUAAUUGGAGACACGCCUUUAAUACAGCUCAGUGCAUGUUUGCUGCUCUAAAAGCAGGCAAGAUUCAGAGCAAGUUGACUGACCUGGAGAUACUCGCCCUGCUGAUUGCUGCUCUGAGCCACGACUUGGACCACCGUGGUGUGAAUAACUCUUACAUACAGCGAAGUGAACACCCACUUGCUCAACUCUACUGCCAUUCAAUCAUGGAGCAUCAUCAUUUUGACCAGUGCCUGAUGAUUCUUAAUAGUCCAGGCAAUCAGAUCCUCAGUGGCCUCUCCAUUGAAGAAUAUAAGACCACGUUGAAAAUGAUCAAGCAAGCUAUUUUAGCUACAGACCUAGCACUGUACAUUAAGAGACGAGGAGAAUUUUUUGAACUUCUAAGAAAAAAUCAAUUCAACUUGGAAGAUCCUCAUCAAAAAGAGUUGUUUUUAGCGAUGCUGAUGACAGCUUGUGAUCUCUCUGCCAUUACCAAACCCUGGCCUAUUCAACAACGGAUAGCAGAACUUGUAGCGACUGAAUUUUUUGACCAGGGAGACAGAGAGAGAAAAGAACUCAACAUAGAGCCUGCUGAUCUAAUGAACAGGGAGAAGAAAAACAAAAUCCCAAGUAUGCAAGUUGGGUUCAUAGAUGCCAUCUGCUUGCAACUAUAUGAGGCCCUGACCCACGUAUCAGAGGACUGUUUCCCUUUGCUGGAUGGCUGCAGAAAGAACAGGCAAAAAUGGCAGGGUCUCGCAGAACAGCAGGAGAAAACACUGAUUAACGGAGAGAGCGGCCAGGCCAAGCGGAACUGAGCGGCCCGUUCACGCCGCGUUCAAGUUUACAGAUGGCACAUUCGGCAGUAUGUCUAGUUUUGCUAUACACUGUACAGAUUUAGUGUAUACUUUGCCACUGCUGUAUUUUUAUUUUUGCACAACUUUUAAGAGCACAGCAUGACAUGUUUUUAGGGGACUAUUACAUAUAUUCUGUAUAUUUGUUUUAUGCCACUGAUCUGAGAUUAUCAACUACACCCACUCACUCUUAGCACAUGGAUAAGAGCUCUGUUUGUGAUAUUUUGUGUACUGCAGAGUGCAAGUUAAAUUCUUGCUCUGAGGUGGUUUUUUUGUUGUUUUAUUUCAGGGGAGUUUGGGGGCUUUUGUUUUUUGUUUUUUUGCUUGGGGGUUUUAAAUAAUUGUUUUUGUGUUUUCUGAAUUACCAAUCCUUUAAAGAAUGUUUGGAAUCUUUUCAUUCUCCAAAAUAGUCUAGGAGCAAAUUGAAUGUAUUCUAGGAUUUUUAAAACCUUCAUAGGUUAGAAAAAAGGGCUAGCCUAGUGGAUUUUAAGGGGAUAGGAUAAUAUUUGUCAACAAUGUAUUACCUUCACAUAAAAAGUUAAAACUCUGAAACAAAUGGCAAGUACUGUAAGGCAGUAUUGCAAAGAAAAGGUAUUGUUUAAUUGAUUUGCUGUUUUUGUUAGUGAGCACAAAGGGGAGAACUCUUUCGUUUCGGUACAUACGUCUAUCCGAAGACUACCCAUAAAAUCAUUGCAAUCUAUCCUGUCUGAUGGAAAGCAGGAGAAACCUUAGGAGAAGACACUGAUUUCACGGACUUCAUGGUCAUGGACUUUACUGAGGGAUGGGUGUGAUCCAGAAAUGGAAUGGCCAUAUCUGUCUGUCAGUGAAGAGAAACAUUCUGUUGGUAGAUUCUUCUGAGAGUUGGUGUUUUGAAUAUUGAACUUCCUUUUUAAAAUAACUUCCUUUUCGUUUUUCUUACAAACCAUAGUUUAUAAGUGAACAGUUUAAGUCUCGACAGAAAACAGAAUAAAAGUGAUAAUUGGAGCAUUGACCUGAGGUGAGAUAUGACUGCAGAUAAAAGGUAAAAUGAAUCAUUAUUUUUCUUUGUCAAAGGAAGUAUAGAGAAUACUUUUAAUUGUAUAAACAGCAAAGGGCUAUCCUUGAUAUUGGGGUCAAAAAUUAAAUUGAGGGAGCAGAAAGUUUAGGCCUGAAUAAAACUUAGGAGUGUUGAGUUUGCAUCUGAGAAACUGCCGUAUUUCAAUUUAUAGGACUAGUCAACUCAGAAUCACAGAAGUUGGGGGGUGUGCACUAAAUGCUGACCCUGAGCUUAGAGUUGUUGAUACUUCUCAUAGCUUUUAGCACAUUUAGCACAAUGUUAACAUUGUCUUAGAUUUGAGCCCAUUUGAGUGGAUUCCCACUGAUCAUGUGUACCCUAAAUACACAUUUAUUCAUUAUUGGAGAAGCAGAUACUGAAUCAAGCAACUGGUUCAGGAAAGGAAAAUCUGUUCCAAACAUGUGGAAAUGUUUGGACUCAGGGAAAGUAGGAAGAGAGGUAUUUGUCUGAUUUGUUAACCACCAAAAAAAGCUUCUGAGUUUCAAUCACUAAAUUGGCUAGAAAAUCUCUUGGGGACAUGGUGCAGCAUCCUCAAAGAACUUUCACUAAACAUAUUGUUUCCCAUUCAUAUUCUUUUUUCUCUAAACUGCCUAAAAUUCAACAUAUUCAUUACAUUUUUAAAAUUCUGAGUGUGAAUCUUACAUAAUGUGAUUUUAUUCUUACCAUUCAGGUAAAAAAAAAAAAGCAAAACAAAUUGUAUUGUCAUCACUUUAUAGUGGUAAAGGCUAGUCUAGGAAGUUACCAACUGUUUGUUGUUAUAUGUAUAAUUGUUGUAAUACUUGUAUUUUCAGGAUGUUACUCGAUUUUUAUUUGAUGUCAUAUAGGUGAGAUCUAUAAAGUUGCCUCUUGGUGGCACUGGUGUGUAAUUACACAGGCUGUCACUAAAAUAACAUAUCUAUAUACUGGUAUACACUUAUGCAUGCAUACAUAAUUCCUUAGUAUAGAAAAAUUGUUUCAAGAAUAGCAGUCUUUAGUAACCUUAUUAUCAUACACCUUGUGAUUUAGCAGUUAUGCUAAAAUCUGUAAUCAUAUACUUUAGUAGUUUGUUUAGACCCAUCUAAUAUGUCACUGAGAUAUAUGGAGGUUUUGUAUGUGUGUCAUUUUAACAAGCAAGAAGAUCUAUGUAGAUUAGAAAUUGUUUGGUUUACCUUUAGAUAAUGGUUUAUUUUACUUUUCUAGUUUAACGAUUAAAAGAAGUUGGGUAGCGCCAUGCCUAUUCUAUUGUUGCAAGUUUUAGUUCUUAUAGAAGAAGAGUACUUCUUUAAGACCAGUUAGUUGGUUCAAAUAAUUUUUACUUUUUAGGAAAAUCAUUCCAUACAUAGAUUAUCUGGUACAUGGGCACAAAUCGAAGCUUUUGUUCUUAUGUGAAUAUUAUUUUUCAGUAUCUUCCCAAGUUGGAAAAAGUAUAUUUAUAGUCCUUCCU